Anopheles coustani is the source of this 2727-nucleotide messenger RNA. It is a transcript of the gene Rab10, whose product is annotated as ras-related protein Rab-10. The transcript has 5 exons. NCBI's taxonomy places the organism in Eukaryota, Metazoa, Arthropoda, Insecta, Diptera, Culicidae. The coding region runs from base 923 to 1537 and encodes 204 amino acids. The record is from RefSeq and is a predicted model, not a curated record. Gene Ontology annotation, biological process: cellular response to insulin stimulus. Gene Ontology annotation, molecular function: GTP binding; GTPase activity. Gene Ontology annotation, cellular component: Golgi apparatus; insulin-responsive compartment; recycling endosome.
CAGAAGAAAUAGAGAGCUAAAAAAAUUCCAGUCACUUCGGGAAAGCAGCACCGAGCAUAGCGACCGUGUGUUACAUUUGGGCAGAACAGCAAAAGUGAAACUCUAGCAGCCGACACCCUGUGUACCGCGAGUGAUUCACAAUUUUUCUUUCGGUUUAAUUGACAGUCAGGCCCGCACCCUAGUUCACGGUGUAAAACAAACAAUAGCUUCGUGACGGCAGGCAGCAGAACGAAGAAGUACGUCAUCUUCCUUUCCGCGAAAGAAAAAUAGCAAAGCGGUUGCAAUCCGGGCAGAAUAAAUCCUGAACACCGCACCACCUGUCAGGACUUCGAACCAGAAAGUGGAAAAUCCCUCGAAACUGCUGCACGCCACAAAGUGCACGAUCCUUUGCAUGGUCCUUUUUGUUUUCGGUCAAUAAGUCCCGACCCGGCAACAACCAUCCCAUCAGUGCAGAAGCAGUGUGCGAGAUUCAGCUGGAGAGCACGGAUACGUGACGAAAGAAAGCGACAUUUGCCAUCAUCGCCUGCUUGGCUCGCCGUACGAAACAAAAAGUUGUUUUCUUUUACCUUCGAAGUUGAAACUGGAGGCCCCCCCCUCUGAGGCGAGCGAAGAUUUAUUUAUGUACCGUACAAUCCGGUCUAUACCUAGGAAGUGAAAAGCUAAAAGAUAUACGCACAAAAGGACCCCGACCGACAAGCUACACUGCCAGCGUCAUAGCAACAAGAUAUUACACGGAAUUCAGGAAAACCCAGGGUACCAACGGCGGGAAAAUCCUACUAAGAUCGAAUCCAUCGAACCGUCAGCCAAUCGGGUAAAAGGCGAUUUUUAAACCAACUUCAAUCAGCCCAUCUGCAAUCAAACGUUCCGUGGUCCGCUCACGGCUCGACGAACCACCACACGCACCUAGACCUAGCGUCAAGGCAUGGCCAAGAAAACCUACGACUUGUUGUUCAAGCUGCUGCUGAUUGGAGACUCUGGCGUCGGUAAAACCUGCAUCUUGUUUCGCUUUUCCGAUGAUGCGUUCACCUCGACAUUCAUCUCCACCAUCGGCAUUGAUUUCAAGAUUAAAACAAUCGAACUGCGUGGCAAAAAGAUCAAACUACAGAUCUGGGAUACGGCCGGCCAGGAGCGGUUCCACACGAUCACGACCUCAUACUAUCGCGGCGCCAUGGGUAUCAUGCUGGUGUACGACAUAACAAACGAGAAAAGCUUCGACAAUAUAGUCAAAUGGCUGCGUAAUAUAGACGAGCAUGCCAACGAGGAUGUGGAAAAGAUGAUACUGGGAAACAAGUGCGACAUGGCAGACAAAAGGGCCGUGCGUAAGGAGCGGGGAGAAAAUAUCGCUCGAGAACACGAUAUCCGUUUUAUGGAAACCUCUGCCAAGGCAAACACUAACAUCGAGCAGGCUUUUCGCGAGCUGGCCGAAGCCAUUCUGGAUAAGACCGCCGGCAAAGAGACGACCGACAACCCAGACCGGGUGGUCGUGAAUCGAGGAUCCGGCGAAAGACUUCCCGCCUACAAAGCCUGCUGCACGUAGUGUGUGCCGGCGUCAACUCGAACCUGCCUACCGCCGAACGCUCAACUCGCUCUGUGUGGCCGGCUCCCAGUGUCCUCCGAGCUACGUCCGUCAUGAAGCGAACAUGCCCCUUACGGCUACGAGCCGACAGAUACACGCUUAUGUAGAGUGGAAACACGCGAUGCCAGUACAGACGGCCCUGUUUUUUUAAAUGUUUGUAUACGUUGGUGUACCCUCUAUUGCCCCCAAAGCUACAUGUCGCUUGUCAGUGCCGUUUGUGUUGAUUUUGUUAGGUUGUUGCAUUUUCAAUUGCGAUUAAAAAGUAAGGGAAAGGAACACGAUACGCUCGAACAGACGCGGGGAGAAACCCCUGUGCCCCGAGAAUGAAAUUAGUAGUUGUUAAAAGGGCAGUAGACAUUACAUUCAUGCAUCUUUGCAUGUGUUUUUAAUUCUAGCCUCCUAGGAAUGUUUAGUUACUUGACGAAGAGGUAUGCACGCUCAAAUAUGACGAAAAAGAAAACAAAUCAAUACUAUACACUAUCGCAUCGUUGCGUACCGCUUCCGAACCCGCACCAACACGUCUACAAAAAAACUUCGUGAAAAAAAUAUAUCAAAUUAUCAAAAAAUUAUUUUCGCAUAAUACGGAAUUAUGAUGAAAAAAGAUUUCGUUGAUGCGGUCACCAAUAGGGCCGGGAUGGUGAACCAGGCUGGUUUGCGACUGAAAAUGGAUCACUCAAGCAGUUAUAACCGCCGCCGGAAAGCUAUGUAUGCAAACUGAGCAAAACAGAGGAAGAUUUCAUUAGCAUUAUCGUUAAGGCCACUUUAAUUUCACCCCCUCUUUGAUCAUCAAAACGGCUUUUUAGUCCCAUUUGCAAUGUUUAAUUUAAGUUGCUUUAGUCGUAGGAAAAUGUAUAGGACGAAUAUUUUUGUUGUGCGGUAGGAGCUCUUGCUCUGCUGACGAAGCUAAAUGAAAAACUAAAAAUUUAACACAUUCAUGCAAGCAAUCGGCCUUCCGAAUUGGAUAUAGGGCGGUGUUGCGUUGCUGCUGCUGCUGCUACACGGUUUAAAAAAGAUUUUAGAAUAAUCAAUAGACACGCGAGCAUAACUGAAAUUCUUUAUAAAAUUAAACAUCAUCAUAGGUUACUAGCGUCCGUUUGUAGCGGUGACACGUUUCAUUUAGUGAAAUAUACAAACUAAUUUUUUAUCGGGCA